UUCCCCGCUGACGUUCCGUCGUUCAUUACGCUCUCUGCAAUUCUCUAGAAAAAAAAAAAAAAAAAAGAAAGCCUCGAGGAGAGGUCUCCACUGCACCGCCGUUCGCGACGACGAGCGUCCUUCGGUUUAUUCACCGGCAGCGGAAGAGAUGCUGGCUGUUCUCGAAAAGUCGGUGGCGAAAAGCCCCGAUGCAUUGCUGCAGAACGGAGAGGCGGGGUCAGCAACCGCCGCGCUCAAGGAUGGGUUCCUGGCGACGCAUUUCUCCUCAGCGCACCCUGGAACCGUCGUAAUCAACCUCGGUUCGUCUGGUUUCAUGGGGUAUUCCACCGGCAAACAGAAUCCGAUUCUCCCGAGACUCUUUGCUGUAUUGGACGACAUAUUCUGCUUGUUCGAAGGCCACAUCGAAAAUGUCGCACAUCUUAAGCAACAGUACGGGCUAAACAAGACGGCAAAUGAGGCAAUCAUAGUCAUCGAGGCUUACAGGACAUUGAGGGACAGAGGCCCUUAUCCCGCCGAUCAAGUUGUGAGAGAUAUUCAAGGGAAGUUCGCGUUCAUUCUGUUUGAUACUGCGAUGAAAGUUGCAUUUAUCGCCUCAGAUGUUGAUGGGAGUGCACCAUUGUUUUGGGGAACUGAUGCGGAAGGCCACCUCGUCGUAUCUAACGAUGGAGAUGCUGUGAAGAAGGGUUGCGGCAAAUCAUUUUCUCCAUUCCCCAAAGGAUGCUUCUUCACCUCUUCGGGAGGUCUGCGUAGCUACGAGCAUCCGGUGAGCGAGCUGAAGGCUGUCCCGAGAGUGGACAGCUCAGGGGAAGUCUGCGGCCUAACUUUCAAGGUCGACGAAGAUUCCCGGGCAGGAAAGCCCGGGAUGCCCAGAGUUGGAAGCGACGCCAACUGGGCUCAACAGUUCUAACUAAUCGAUGUAUUACAACCUCAAAAAAUCCCACGUAUGUACGUACUCAACUUAUUCUUUACCGAGUUCUUAAAAGGUUUUACGAACUUCUUCGGCAGUAUUAUUGCAGUACACAAUAUCCCGUAUGUUGUCUGUGUUUUAUUUGUAGUGAAGCGUAGUAAAAGUAUCUUCUUAAUUU
Andrographis paniculata is the source of this 1085-nucleotide messenger RNA. Its product is annotated as stem-specific protein TSJT1-like. NCBI's taxonomy places the organism in Eukaryota, Viridiplantae, Streptophyta, Magnoliopsida, Lamiales, Acanthaceae. The record is from RefSeq and is a predicted model, not a curated record. Bases 149 to 907 code for a protein of 252 amino acids. The transcript has 4 exons.